CGCGUGAAUCAUCUAGCAAAUUCAACACUAUGAGUUCCAGCGAGGAGAUCUCGUGGAUUUCUUGGUUUUGUGGUUUGCGUGGGAAUGAGUUCUUCUGUGAAGUAGAGGAAGAUUAUAUCCAAGAUAGAUUUAAUUUAACUGGACUGUCGGAACAAGUUCCAGAGUACCGAGAGGCUCUUGAUAUGAUUUUGGACUUAGAGACGGAUCCAUCUGAUAACCAAGACAAUACAGACUUGGUUGAACAGGCUGCAGAAAUGCUGUAUGGUUUGAUUCACGCAAGAUACAUCUUGACCAACCGUGGCAUAUGUGUUAUGGUGGCGAAGUGGCAGCAGGGUGAUUUCGGUUGCUGUCCUCGGGUAUAUUGUGAAAGCCAACCGUGUCUUCCCAUCGGCUUAUCAGACGUUCCCGGAGAGGCUAUGGUGAAAAUCUACUGUCCAAGAUGUCAAGAUGUGUACUCUCCAAAGUCGACUCGUCACCACUACACUGAUGGCGCAUAUUUCGGUACCGGAUUCCCUCAUAUGCUGUUUCUCGUUCAUCCGGAAUAUCGUCCUAAACGAGCGCAAAAGCAGUUCACUGCUAGGUUGUUUGGUUUCAAAAUUCAUCCGCUGGCCUACCAACUUCAGUAUCAAGCGGCUUCUGGAAUGUCCGGUCCAAUGCGAGGCUUCCCUAAACGUUCUUAAUCAAAGAUUUUAAAUAGCGACACUGGAAUCUGUCCCCUUUUCAAUUUGUUCCCUUGCGUGUAUCUAAUGAUCAGGUUGAUGUCAGCC
Opisthorchis viverrini is the source of this 767-nucleotide messenger RNA. RefSeq lists its product as hypothetical. NCBI's taxonomy places the organism in Eukaryota, Metazoa, Platyhelminthes, Trematoda, Opisthorchiida, Opisthorchiidae. The transcript has 4 exons. Gene Ontology annotation, molecular function: protein kinase regulator activity. Gene Ontology annotation, cellular component: cytoplasm; protein kinase CK2 complex. The record is from RefSeq and is a predicted model, not a curated record. The coding region runs from base 30 to 680 and encodes 216 amino acids.